Molecule: messenger RNA, 11272 nt
Organism: Dreissena polymorpha
Lineage: Eukaryota; Metazoa; Mollusca; Bivalvia; Myida; Dreissenidae
Product: AMP deaminase 2-like
Exons: 19
Coding region: 133-2616 (827 amino acids)
Biological process (GO): AMP metabolic process; IMP salvage
Cellular component (GO): cytosol
Molecular function (GO): AMP deaminase activity
Source: RefSeq, a predicted model, not a curated record
GGUCGGUUAAAAUGCGUCUGUUUCCGCGUACAAUCGAACAGCCCAAAUAUUGUAUAUUAUCCGCAGCAGUUGUCAAAAUUAUUUUCGAUAAAGAACAUUCGCGAAGCCAUUAAGAAGAGUCGUGUCGCAAUAAUGAGUGAACUAACAGUAAAUGGAGAAGAUUCCAAAAAUGGAGCCAGCACAGAUGUGCCUUCUGUGACCAGUUUUGAGCCUGUCAGUCUGAAGUUUCCCAAGCACAAGGGCCUGGAUGGUGAGGAUCCAUUCAAGAAUAUCACUGAAACCUACUACAGACGUGCUCAGGGACGCAAGGAGAUUUCAGCCCCGUACAAACAGGCUUCAUAUCCCAUAGAGCAAAUUGAGGACCAGCAGUACUUUGAGAGGCAGCUAAGUUCAAGACCUGCCCCUUUCAUAACUGACACGAUAAGCUCCACCUAUGAUGAUACGUCAGACUCAGAACAUGGGCACAGUAGAUACCAUCACUCGACCCAUUCAUCAUUAUCAUCCAAUGUAGGACGAGGUGGCACUGGGUCAGAACGGGAAAAUGGUUUCCCAUCAUCUUUGCACCGGUUCCCUAGCCAGAGUGAGGAUGCAUUUGAUGAAAUCGAGGAGGUCAAAGAAGAGUAUAACAAAGCCCCGCUGUUUCAGAGGAUUCACAUUAGCGGGGAGGAAACAUCUGGGGUUCCUCAGAAGGACCUAGAGCUGGCCUCUGUGAGCCUUGUGCAGGCGUUGAUGAUCCGUGAGAAGUAUAUGGCAAUGGCCCAGCAGUCGUUCCCGACCAUCACCACCCGCUUCCUGCAGUGCCUUGAGGACAAGGAGGAGUUCCAGGCACUCAGUGAGGGCAUCUGCACUGAUAAGAAGAUUUUAGAAGAUCACCCUAUUCAUGCUCCACCCAUGACGGGCGACCCAUUUAAGGUGGACUUUCUAGAGAGUGUGGGAUGCAAACUGAAAAUGAAGAAGGGAGUUGUGCAGGUGUACAAGGAUGAAGAAAAACUAGCAAAAGAUCAGCCGUUUGAAUGGCCAUACUGCGAUGUGGAAAAUUUCCUGAAGGACCAGAACCUCAUGUAUUGCUUCAUCAUGGAUGGACCAUUGAAAUCGUUUUGUUUCCGGCGUCUCAGCUACCUUUCCGGCAAGUUUCAACUUCAUGUGUUACUCAAUGAACUGACGGAGUCAGUUGCUCAGAGGGCUGUACCCCAUAGAGACUUCUACAACAUCAGGAAGGUUGAUACACACGUGCAUGCGUCCUCGUGUAUGAACCAGAAGCAUCUGCUGAGGUUUAUCAAGAAGAAGAUGCGAACCUCCCCUGAUGAGGCAGUUUGUGUGGACAAGUCAGGAAAGAUCAUGACCCUGAAAGAGGUUGUAUUUGAAUUCCAGGUGUUUACAAGCAUGCAUCUGGAACCAUACGACCUCAGUGUGGACAUUCUUGACGUUCAUGCGGAUAGGAACACUUUCCACCGGUUUGACAAGUUCAAUGCAAAGUACAAUCCUAUAGGAGAGAGCAGACUUCGAGAAAUCUUCAUUAAGUCGGAUAACUUCAUCGGGGGCAAAUAUUAUGCAGAGGUGCUAAAGGAAGUAGCUCAGGAUCUGGAAGAGAGCAAGUACCAGAAUGCAGAGCUGCGACUGUCAGUGUACGGAAAGUCAAUGGAUGAGUGGGACAAGCUGGCCAAGUGGGCCAUUGACUGGAAGGUGUACUCAGACAAUGUGCGCUGGCUCAUACAGAUACCCAGGCUAUAUGAUGUGUACAAGGCCAACAAUCUUGUGCAGAGUUUCCAGGACAUCCUAGAGAACCUGUUCCUGCCCCUGUUUGAGGUCACCAACGAUCCACAGUCACACCCCGAGCUGCACGCAUUCCUGCAACAUGUUACGGGACUAGAUUCUGUAGAUGACGAGUCAAAGACAGAGAAUAUUCGGUUUGACAUCAGUUCGCCCUCCCCUGAUGAGUGGACCCAACCUGACAAUCCCCCAUACAGCUACUAUAUCUACUACAUGUACGCCAACCUGGUCGUGCUUAACCACUUCAGGAGAGAGCGGGGGUUACACACAUUGGUUCUGCGACCCCACUGUGGGGAGGCGGGGAAUGUGACCCACCUUGUGGCAGCAUUCAUGUGCGCUGAGAACAUCUCCCAUGGGCUUAUGCUUAGAAAGGUGCCAGUGCUGCAGUACCUGUACUACCUGUCCCAGAUUGGUAUCGCCAUGUCACCGCUUAGUAACAACUCUCUGUUUCUCAACUAUCACCGCAACCCUCUGCCAGAAUACUUUGCUCGUGGACUUAACGUCUCACUAUCUACUGAUGACCCACUUCAGUUUCAUUUUACAAAGGAACCAUUGAUGGAGGAAUAUAGCAUUGCUGCCCAGGUCUGGAAGUUGUCCACAUGUGAUAUGUGUGAGAUAGCACGUAACAGUGUCUGUCAGAGUGGUUUCCCACACCUGGUGAAACAACACUGGCUGGGUUUAAACUACACAAAGGAGGGUGUUGUGGGAAAUGACGUGAGCCGCACCAACAUACCGGACAUUCGGGCCUCGUAUCGAUAUGAAACCCUCGUUGACGAGCUCAAGUGUAUCUGCCGAGGGGCUCUCUCCUCCAAUAUGACUUCCUCGAAGAGUUCCAUAAAAAUGUAGAGUGGUUGUGGAUGACUGUUCAGUGUUGAAGGAGCGUUGAGACAUAGGUCUGUGAGAUAUAGAUCUGUUAGACUGUAGAUAUGUAGGUUUAAAAUGCUUAACAUAUAGAUCUUUGGGAUACAGAUCUACAUUUAGAAUCCUUGAUAUAUAAAUUUAUGUGAUUUAUGUCUGUGAUCUGUCUAUUAGAUUAGCAUUAUGGGUUUGUUACAUACAGCAAAUCAAAUGAACAAUCUUACAGGUAUACUGUAAAUACACAAAUAUAAUACGCACUUUUUUACCUGCCGAAUUUUAAUUAGUAGGGGGUGCGUAUUAUAUACGAAUAGGAGCAGAACAACAUUUUUCCUGUGAAAAUUUUCAACUUUAUCGUUGUUUUUUGCUGUGUGUCAGCCAGUUUGAAUAACACCAUUACAUACAGGGGGACAACUGUGCUUACAGUAAUUGUAAUGGCUACACCGUAUAUUACCAUACAUGCUAAAUAAACCAACCAUCGGUAUUAUAGAUAUUUAAUAAUAAUAAUUAUUAUUAUAAUUAUUAUCGUUCUGAAUAUUGUCAAAUGGAAUUAAAUGUUAUAAAAAAAACAGCGUCUCUGUUUCUUUUUUUUGCAAUAAUGACUGCUUGACCCGGGUGUCAGAAGGUGGCGCGUGUGUUAUCGGUAAAGGCGUUGAGAAGGGCCAUGUGAAGUAUCAAAUCAACCAUAUGUUUGCAUAAAUAAAACAAUCAACGGUAAUAUAAACAAUUGACAGAGAUAUUUAUUUUGUAACUGUCAUGACAACGGCACGAUAACACAUCGCAAUCAAUAUUCCAUGGUAUUACUGUGAAACAGAUGGUUGAUAACGCCAAAUUGAUUGACUAUUUUCACAACACAAAAAAUAUAUUGACACAUUUUUUCGGAAAUGACAGCGUCAUGGCGGAUUUCGGACACUAAUUUUUUUAGUGCGUAUUUUACUCAGAUUUUCAAUUUUUACUGAUUUGGACCAAACUCUUGAGAUGCGUAUUUUACACGAGGGCGUAUUUUAUUCGUGUAUUUACGGUAGUUAGGUGCUAGAUUAUUUGUAUGUUUUUUUAUGCAGAGUGUUUAGAACAAUUAAACCUGAUAGUGUAGAUUUAUUACAAAGGGUGUUAAGAAUUAUUUAACCUGAAAGAAUAGAUUUGAUAUAUAGAGUUUUCAACAGCUAUUAAGAAAGUUUUGUUGUACAGAAUGUAAAGAACAAUUAAACCUGAUGGCAUAGUGUGUGUUUUUUUUUAAGAUAGAAUGUAGAACCCUGUUAGUAUAUUUCUGUGUUCAGUUAUUAUUAUAAGUGGUCAUCUUUUGUUGUAUAGAGAGUUUAACAAAUCAUCCAAAAUGACGUCUUUUGGCAAUAUAGGUUUGUGUUCUUUUUAGAUUUGUGUCUUGUUCUGAGAAAACUGAGCUUAAUUCAUGUGCGUAAAAUGUCGUCCCAGAUUAGCCUGUGCAGUCCGCACAGGCUAAUCAGGGACGACACUUUACGCUUUUAUGGUAUUUUUAGUUUGAAGGAAGUCCCUUCUUACCGAAAAUCAAGUUUAAGAGGAAAGUGUCGUCCCUGAUUAGCCUGUGCGGACUGCACAGGCUAAUCUUUGACGACACUUUACGCACAUGAAUUAAGCCCAGUUUAAUCAGAACAAGACACAUUUAAGCAUAGAGUGAAAACUGAGAUUUUCACUGAGCCUUGUUAUGGGGAAAUGGGGCUUAAUGAUUUUUGAAAAGUAUUAUCCCAGACUGCACAGGUUAAUCAGGGAAACACUUUCCGCUUUUAUGGUAUUUUUUGUUUAAAGGAAGUUUCUUCUUAGUGAAUAUAUAAUUUAUUGUCCCUGAUAAGCCUGUUUUGACUGCACAGGCUAAUCUACAAAAUAGACUUUACGCACAUGCAAAGAUCAAAAUUACAUGUUUCAAAUUUAUUAUUAACCUUACUAGACAAUGUUAUACUAUGACAUGUGUGUUAGGUGAAAUUGCUUUAACCCUUUUCCACUCAGAAGCAAAGUAAAAAUGGCUUUGUGCAAACAGCAUAAAACCAGAACAGCCUGCAAGUAGUCUGUUCAGGUUUUAUGCUGUUUGCUGCUCAUCAGUAUCUAAGGGUUGGAAAUGAAGCCUUUCAAACUUGAAUCUAGUAAGAAAGGUAUUGAAUUAAAUGUAACUUUCUAUGGGACUACAUAUGUGUCAAAAUACAUAUCUAAGUGGUAACAGUUUCCUGAGCUAUUCAAAGAAUUUCAAAUACAUCGUUCAACUAGAGAAUAAAAUAAACAAUCUUAAUAAUUUCUCAAAAAAUAAAACAGUGUUGAAUCAAACACAUUGAUUCUAUCAACAUUAACACAUAGAAUCACAAAUAUUGGUAGAGCAACUUUGACACUGUGUUCUUAUUUUUAUGAUAAAUAUUUACACUGGGUUUAUUUAGUCUUCCAUCCAGCAGAUCUCAAUAUUUAAAUGUGCUUAAACAGAAGUAGUUUUGGUGCUAAAUGAUGAUUAAGAUGUAAUCCCAAAGUUUGGGUCUGAUGUCAAAAAUUUUUGAGAAGUUAUUAAAAAGAUUAUUUUUCUGAUGUGACAAUCUCAGUUGUGUAGAUAAAAAGACAUUUUCAGAAUUAACACUAGUAAGUUGAACUUCAAGUACCCAUAAAAUGAAUCAUCAAUUUCUUUUCAGAGCUAAUGCAUGUGCUUAAUCUUAGCAAGCAUUUGUUUUGUAAUGUUUCAACUUAUUCAAUCACGUUGUGACUUUUGUUUUUGUUCACCAUAACUUCUAUAUUCCUGGAGGGAUAAAUUACACAUACAUUUAACACUCAUGACCAGGCAAUGAUAAAUGAUCAAGAUGAAAAGUCAAAUAUUUGUCUAUCAGGGCCAAGAAUUGUGCUGACAUGGAAAAAUUUCAUACCACUGUACAUAAAUUUAACUCGCCUAUACUCGGUAUGUACUUUAGCCAUACCAGACUGGGCAUGUAGCUCACAGUCAUGCAACCUAAGAUAUUAGUCAUAAAAAAGGGAUAAAGCUGCUUUCUCUUUGUCUAGCAAUAUGUGGGAGGUAUUUAUCAGCUCAAGUGAGAGUUCAAAUUUAUCAAUUUAUCUCAAUUGUGAUCGUUUUGCCACACAAAAUAAAUGUUUUAAUGGUUGCUUUCAUCCCAGAGGAGCACAUUUCUGUUUAACAAACAGCAUAAUUUUAUGUGUGAAAUUUUGCUAGUGGCGGACACACAUUUGUUGUUAGGUUUAUGUAUAGAAACCUUGCCUUUGAUAUAAAUAAGCAUUAACAUGUGAACAUAGCUCAGGGUCUGUGGCCUGUUUCUAUGUAAGGGGUGUUUUUCAAUCUUUAAAUAAAGUGAAUUUCUCAAGAUCAUAAUCUUUUUAUGAAAUAUGAGUCAGUUGAAAAGGUAUUUGAAUUACAAAUAUAAUUUUUUUUAAAGGCAUGAUAAUUUUAGUGAUCAUGUAUGAUUAUUUAAACAAAAAAAAUCUAAAAUCAAUUUUACAACUAUUUUUGGUUGAAUGAGCAGAAAAUGUUUAUGGUGUCUUUUGUAUUUAUUGAUACAUGGGCUAAAUUUGAAAAUUGUGCAGGUCUGUUGAAAAACAUGGCUGCCAGGGGACUUGGCAGUUUUUCUAUUUGGGCUACAUAGAAGCCUUGUGAACGAGCGAGAAGUCACCUUAUUUGCCCCUUUGUAAUGAAACUAGCUCAGAACAUAAGCUUUUUAGAACAGUUACCGUUAGUUCUUUUGUUUCUCAUGUGAGCCCCUUAGGGCUGUAAGCCCUCUUUAAUGAACAAUUUUAUUCACAGUGCAAUACAUUUGAUUUGUUGUAGACUUAAUAUUUCUUAAUUCAGUUGCAUUCUUGUAGUUUUAAAUAUUCAUGCUUGCUAUUUCAAUUGUUUAAGAUAAAAAUGCUUAAAAAGGUCAUGAUACUGUUAACAGUUUAUUUAUCAAAUGUUUAACUUUUUUCAGCAGCAUUAAAUGGGCAUCUUAUUAUCAUAUUAUUGCACUGGGUAAGUUCCAUUGCAUUUAUUGUUGGACCAAAAAGUAAAAUACAAACACUGUUAUGGAUAUAAAAUUAUAUUGUAUAUUGCGUUAUCUUGUUGUCCUUUUAAUUUUGUGUUCAACUUUUUUGUUAUGAUUAUGUUAAUGUUGUGAAUUGUUUAUCUAGUGAAUGCUUUUUGUAGGAUAUGUAUAGGUUUGUUGCAAGAUGAGAUAGAUUUACCAGUAUCUUCACUUUUUGGCAAUAGCUUUGCAAGUCUGUGAUGAUUCCAUGUUUUGGUUAAUCCAUAUUCAGUAUUGGGAUUUGAUGAUAAGCAAUUAAUCUUCUUUACCCCCCUUCAUAGAAGAGGGGAUAUAUUGUUUUGCUCUAUGUCGGUCGGUCUGUUGUUUUAGACCAGAUCAAUAACUUGUCAAUGAUAUGACCGAUUGGCUUGAUGCUUCACAUGUGCAUUUUUGGCCUUGGACAGUAGAUGACCCCAAUUAAAUUUGGGGUCACUAGGUCAAGGUCACUAUCACAAUAAGUGUGAACAUUGUUUCCGAUUAAAAACUCGUAAACCAAUCUACCAAUUGGCUUGAUACUUCCCAUGUUCAAUAGCCUUGGACAGUAGAUGACCUUUAUUGAAAUUUGGGUCACUGUGUCAAAGGUCACUGUCACAAUAUGUGUGAAAAUAGUUUCCGAUCAAUAACUCCUCAACGAAUUGAUAGAUUGUCUUGAUACUUCGCAUGUGCAUUGGCCUUGGACAGUAGAUUAUGCCAAAAGAAAUUGGGGUCACUAUGUCUAAGGUCACUGUCACAAUAAGUGAACAAUCGUUUCCAAUCAAUAACUUGUCAAUGAAUUGACCGAUUCGCUUGAUACUUCCCAUGUGCUUUUGUCUUGGACAGUAGAUAACACCUAUUGAAAUUGGAGUCACUAGGUCAAGAUUACUGUCACAACAAGUGUGAAAUUCGUUUCCGAUCAAUAACUCAUCAACUUAUUGACAAAUUGGCUUGAUACUUCACAUGUGCAUUGGCCUUGGACAGUAGAUGACCCCUAUUGAAAUUGAGGUCGCUUGUUCAAAGCCCUGUUUGAGGGGGGAGGGGGGCAUAUGCGUCCAACUGCGGAGCUCUUGUUUCAUAAUUUGAUCACUAAAAAUCUCAUCAACAAUUGUUUUCAUUAAUACAAUCCUUUAAAAUUCUUAAGAUUAUUUAAAAUCCAAAGACAAAAAAAACGUGCAAUUGUUCAUAUGUACAUGUUGUCAUGUUUAUCAGUAAAAGACAUAUCUACAUGGAAAUUGCUUUUAAUUAUUGAAGUGUUCAUACUUAUAUUUUGUCUUUGCACCAAAAAAGCAAGAUUGACAAAAUAAUGUUUUAUUUGUAAACUUUUGCAAACAUUUUAAUGCAUAUAUGUAAAUGUUGUAUUGACAUUAUAUAAUGUCCAAACAAUACUAUAAUGUUAAAUUAACUGUACAUUGAAACAUAAAAUGCAACAAAACAAAAAGAAUGACCAUUGCAUGCUUGAGUUGACAAGAAAUGGAGUAACAUUUAUGAGUUCAACUUAACAGGGCACCAUUGAUUGUCAUUAUGAAUUAAUGGAAAUUAAUAAUUUUAUUUAAAGGUAUGGAAAUAAGUCAUUUCAAUUAAAGGUAUUUUUCAGUUUUGCAAAUUAAAGAUUUUGAAAAAAACAACAGCAUAGAUUCACAAAGAAAUGUAUAUAUCAUAUUGAGUCAAUAUCAUUAAUUAUGCCCCCCUUCGAAGAAGAGGGGGUAUAUUGUUUUGCACAUGUCAGUCGGUCGGUCAGUCAGUCCGUCCACCAGAUGGUUUCCGGAUGAUAACUCAAGAACGCUUAGGCCUAGGAUCAUGAAACUUCAUAGGUACAUUGAUCAUGACUGGCAGAUGACCCCUAUUGAUGUUCAGGUCACUAGGUCAAAGGUCAAGGUCACAGUGACUUGAAAUAGUAAAAUGGUUUCCGGAUGAUAACUCAAGAAUGCAUACGCCAAGGAUCAUGAAACUUAAUAGGUACAUUGAUCAUAACUGGCAGAUGACCCCUAUUGAUUUUCAGGUCACUAGGUCAAAGGUCAAGGUCACAGUGGCUCAAAACAGUAAAAUGGUUUCCGGAUGAUAACUUAAGAAUGCUUACGCCUAGGAUCAUGAAACUUCAUAGGUUCAUUGAUCAUGACUGGCAGAUGACCCCUAUUGAUUUUUAGGUCAGUAGGUCAAAGGUCAAGGUCACAGUGACUCAAAACAGUAAAAUGGUUUCCUGAUGAUAACUCAAGAAUGCUUACGCCUAGGAUCAUGAAACUUCAUAGGUACAUUGAUCAUGACUGGCAGAUGACCCCUAUUGAUUUUCAGGUCACUAGGUUAAACGUCAAGGUCACAGUGACUCGAAAUAGUAAAAUGGUUUCCAGAUGAUAACUCAAGAAUGCUUAUGCCUAGGAUCAUGAAACUUCAUAGGUACAUUGAUCAUGACUGGCAGAUGACCCCUAUUAAUUUUCAGGUCACUAGGUCAAAGGUCAAGGUCACAGUAACUUGAAACAGUAAAAUGGUUUCCUGAUGAUAAUUCAAGAAUAAUAAGGCCUAGGAUCAUAAAACUUCACAGGUACAUUGAUCAUGACUGGCAGAUGACCCCUAUUGAUUUUCAAGUCACUAGGUCAAAGGUCAAGGUCACAGUGACAAAAAACGUAUUCACACAAUGGCUGCCACUACAACUGACAGCCCAUAUAGGGGGCAUGCAUGUUUUACAAACAGACCUUGUUUAAUAAUAUGUUUGUAAGGCUUUCAUCAAUAAUUUAUCCAUUUUUUUUAUUAUAAUUGUUUUUGUUUUUUUAAUGAUUUUCUAUAUCUAUUUCAAAAAUUAAAUGUUGUUAAUAAAUUAAUUGUUUAACAGUCUUUAAAAAAUAUUUGUGAAAAAGUCUCUUAUAAUUUAGAAAUACUUCAAGAGUCCAAAUAUCCACAUGUGAACUUAUGCCAAAAUAAAAAAAAAACAUUGUUGAACAUUAUUUAUUAAAUACUUUCAUAUAAAAUAGCCUUAAAAUUAUACAUUCACAUAAUUUUAUAAUUUUGAUAAAUGUUAUCCAUUUUCCAUGAAGUGCUAUGGAAACAGACACAGGCUUAGCACAAAUAGUGGUGCUGGCACUAAAGACAGUUUGAAUUGUUUGAAGCAAAUGUGAAUGGGGUAGUGCAUAAACUUGCCAUGUUGCAGUUUGUUGGAAGGUGUAGAAAAUUGUGUUACCAAUUUAUAUUCAAUGUAUUGACAUUAUUCAGUAGUUAUGCAAUUUUGUUGUUGAAUAUACUUUGUGUGGUGCUGAUAAUUACAAAAGUACAACUUGCUUUUGUUGAAGUUUUUAUGAGGAAGUCUCAAAUAAGGUCAUGCUAAAUUUUGAUUUAAUUAUUUGUUGUAUUCAGCAAAAAUACACAUUUGGUCAAGUAGAAAAGGGUGUAUUAAAAUUGCUUUGAAAAAUAAGCGAUUUCUAUGUCAAUGUAUCUUCCAUUUAACCUGCAAAGUGUUUAAACAUUUAAUCAGUUAAUAAGUAAAUAUUUAAAUCAAAGCAUUAAAUAAAGCAGACAAGUAAACAAUAUUUAUAAUUUGCACCUGCAAAUGCAUUAUAUUUAGGCACGGUUGAUUAAACAAAUGUUGAAAAUAUAGUUUGUUUUGUUCGAUAAAUAUGUUUGUUUUCUACUUCAACACCUUGAAAGUUUAAUGUAACAAAUUUAUGUUAUCUUUUAUGUGUCAUUUUGCUUGCUAGAUUAGAGUCAUACAAAGUAAUUCUGAUUUAUUGUAUUUGCGUUAUUGUGUUGUAUAUAAAACCAAAUGCAAAAACCUAAAGCUAAAAUACUUUUUUUUCUUUCAACCACUGUCUUAUUAUAACUGUAUGACAUCAGAAGAAUUACAUUUAUCAUUUGCUGUCAGAAUUAACAAAUAAAUCACCUAUUGUUUACUUAAAUGCUUUUUACACUGUUAUCAUUUGUUAGAUAUGCCGAUGCUAGUGUGCAUGUUAAAUACAGUAGAAAAAGAGAAUUAGCAUAAGGUGCAAAUGAGGUUGCCUAAUACAAGCCACGUUGUGUGAGAAUGGGUCUAAUGCCAGAUGCGGCCAGAGUAGCUUUAGCAGUCUGACCAGGUGCUACCCUUUGCUAAACCCUUUGCAUGCUGGGAAAUUUGUCGUCUGCUAAAAUGUCGUCUGCUGAAUUUCUAAAAUUAGCAUUUUUGUCGAUUUUUUUCAAAGAUUACUAUAAGAAUAGCAAACAGUUUGGGUCCUGAUGAGACACCACGUUCUGUGGUGUCUCAUCUGGAUCCAAACUGUUUGCAAAGGCCUUCAAAAUUCGGUUCCAGCACUGAAAGAGUUAAGAGCCUAAAGCAUAGCUCCUUACCAAACUGCAUGAUUGCACAGGCUAGUCUGGGGCUUUCUGGCCAUAUAUGGAAUAAAACCCAUUAUUGUAUGACACAGAUCAUAUAGGAAAAGUUAGUGAAUACCAGUAGUUAAUUGUAUUGAAAUAUUUGCAUUGCCUUUUCUGACAUCUGUUUUACAGGUGUUUGUGAAACAUAAUUACAAAUAUAUAAAUUGUUUUCUACCAAGGUGAUGAUAAUCUUCAACAUCAAACAAAGUAUUCAAUUGCAUCAAUUGUUAGUUUUUCAUUAGUUUUGAAUUCCUGUUGCUUUUGUUAAGCACAAGCAUACAUAUGUUUACAUGUUUCUUGUUAUUAAUAAACAAUCAGAGACCAUU